Messenger RNA from Culex quinquefasciatus (southern house mosquito), 579 nucleotides. RefSeq lists its product as uncharacterized. The transcript has 3 exons. NCBI's taxonomy places the organism in Eukaryota, Metazoa, Arthropoda, Insecta, Diptera, Culicidae. The record is from RefSeq and is a predicted model, not a curated record. The coding region runs from base 1 to 579 and encodes 192 amino acids.
AUGUCCAAUCAUUGUACUAUUCACGGCACAUCAAAACAUAAGAUUCUCUAUCUAUUGGAUGGAAGUAACGCCAGACAGCUAACACUCAACUUGGCUAGAAUCAAGACAACGCUUGGAAAUAGGCUGGAGAUGGUCGGUCAAGUACUGGAUAAUGGCACGAUCGACAUUGUGGUUGGUUUUACGGUGUUUGAAAGCUUGUCAUUCGAUAGACUGAACGUGUACGAUCGGAUAGGAGCAUGCCUCAUGUUACCGAAGAACCUCCAACGUAACUUUAUCUACCACCUUACCCACCCGUUCGAGCUCGAAACUUGGCUGGUGAUCGUAGCGGUCCUUGUGCUUGACCAUUUCCUUACCAGGCUUUUCCCAAGGGCUUUUCCUCACAACCUUAUUAUUAUCCUCAUAUUCGGCGAUUCCCUGCCCGAUCACCACCAAACUCGUUGGACCCGGUUCUACUGUUUUGCCUGUACCGUCCUGUUGUUCCUCUUUACUGAAGCUUACCUGGCCAAGGCCAUGCUGUAUAUGACCGUGACCCGCUACACAUCGAAUAUGCGUACCCUCGCCGAGGCCAUCGAAAGUUGA